ACAAAAUCUCUUCGUCCUUGAACUUUUCUAAGAUGGCUCUGUCACAGACCUUACGAGUUGUUGCUAGUAAAAAGUUAUUUAACAAUAAUACUAGUUUGAUUGCAAGACACUCAUCAAUAUGGUCGAAUGUAGAAAUGGGCCCACCAGAUGCUAUUCUGGGAGUGACAGAAGCCUUCAAGAAAGAUACCAACCCCAAAAAGAUGAAUUUGGGUGUUGGUGCCUACAGAGAUGAUCAGGGUAAACCAUUUAUAUUACCAACAGUAAGAAAGGCUGAAAAAAUUAUUUUCGAAUCCGGUCUAGACCAUGAAUAUGCAACAAUUAUUGGUACUCCUGAUUUUUGUAAGGCAUCUGCCCUACUAGCUUUCGGAGAUAAUAGCAGUGCUGUACAGAAUAAUUUGAAUGCAACAGUUCAAGGUAUCUCAGGAACUGGUUCUCUUAGAAUUGGGGGCAGUUUCUUUGCAAAAUGGUAUACAAAAGGUAAAGAUUUCUAUAUCCCUUCACCAUCUUGGGGUAACCACACUCCCAUCUUUAAACAUUCUGGAUUAAAUGUCAAAUCAUAUAGAUAUUAUGAACCUAGCACAUGUGGAUUUGAUUUCAAAGGUGCUAUAGAAGAUAUUUCUAAAAUCCCAGAAGGGGGUGUUGUUGUUUUACAUGCAUGUGCACAUAAUCCUACUGGUGUUGAUCCAAAGCCUGAACAGUGGAAGGAGAUAUGCCAAGUUAUGAAAGACAAGAAACUUUUUCCAUUUUUCGACAUGGCGUAUCAAGGUUUUGCAAGUGGUGAUAUUAAUAAAGAUGCUUUUGCUGUUCGUCAUUUCCUUGAGCAAGGUCACCAAAUAGCCUUAUGUCAGUCCUAUGCUAAAAAUAUGGGUCUUUAUGGUGAACGAGCUGGUGCUUUUACUAUUGUUUGUGGGUCAGCUGAAGAAAAAGAACGAGUAAUGUCACAGAUUAAGAUCAUUAUUCGUCCUAUGUAUUCCAAUCCUCCCAUACAUGGAGCCAGAUUAGUUUCAAAAAUUCUUAAUACACCUGAUCUCAGAUCAGAAUGGUUAAAAGAUGUAAAGGGUAUGGCUGAUCGUAUUAUUAGUAUGAGAACACAAUUACAAGAUAAUUUAAAGAAAGAAGGUUCAUCUCACAACUGGCAACAUAUCACUGAUCAAAUUGGCAUGUUCUGUUUCACUGGACUUAAACCUGAUCAGGUUGAGCGAUUAACAAAAGAUUUUUCAAUUUAUUUAACUAAAGAUGGAAGAAUUUCUGUGGCUGGAAUUGCUUCUAGUAAUGUAGCAUAUUUGGCGCAUGCCAUUCACCAAGUUUCCAAAUGAAAAGAAAUGAGAUGUAUAAUAUAGUCAAAUAAUUUUAUUAUAAUGUGGUCGUAUAUUGUUGUCGCCCCCGUCCGGCCUUAAGUUAAUUUUAAAUUUAUACACAGUGUAUGUGAUGAAGAAGCCUAUUGAUUUUCAGCGAUUUCCGAUAAUUACUGCCAGAGUUAUGGCCCUUAUCACGUCAAAAAAAUCUUGUGGAUGCUCUAGAGGCUAAAGUUAAUAUCCGAUUGACUUUAAAUUUAUACACAGUGUUUAACGUCAUGAGACGAAGACGCCUAUUGAUUUCCGAUAAUUACUGCCAGAGUUAUGGCCCAUAAUCACUUUGAAAAAUCUUGUGACGCUCUAUAGGCUAAAGUUAUCAUCUGAUUGACUUCAGAUUAAUACACAGAGUUUAAGGUCUUGAGACGAACAAGUCUAUUGAUUUUCAAUUAAUUUUGAUAACUUGAACAGCUAAAUCCAUGAUGUUAAAUGUUUUUUUACUAAAUGUUAGCAUUGGGAAGAACUAUGGGCGUAUGUUUCGUUGCCUGGCAACCUAUCUUUUCAGAAACCAGUUGUCAAAAAUAAUUCUAUACCAUAAACCUAUAGUGUAGUAAUAAGGCACCUGUCACAGAAUUAAAUUCAGACUUUGUCGUACAAACAUUCUUCUGACUGUCACUUUGUCCAGCUCCCAUAUGUCUCAAUUCAUUAUUUUCUGGCCAGAUAACCUUGUUUGUAAUAUAGAAAAGUGCCAUAAUAUUAAAUUAAAGUUAUCUUAAGUAUAAUGGUGAAUAUCUGAUAUGUAUUUGUUUUUGUUAUGUAGAAAUCAUAAAUUAUAGUAAAUAGUUGUAUUAACAAUUUGAAAUAAUACUGGUGCAAUUGGAACAUUGGUGCGUUGUGAUAAUUAAUUUUAAGAUCAAGUGCUCAAAUUAUGUUUUGUUAUUUAGUGAAAUACUCCAUUUGUUUUUAAUGAUUAACUGUAUUAUGUUAUAAACAAAAUAUGUUAAAUUUAUGAAGUGGUCUACAAGAUUGGAUUUAAAAACUUAAUUUGAUAUAAUAAGGUUAGGGUAUAUAAUUUAAACUUAUACUUCCUGCUAUUUGCUUACUACAAAUUGAAUACAAUAAUGUUGUUAUAAAUCUAUUAAUGCAAGCCAUCAGUGAUGUUUGUAUAAAUAAGACUUUAUUUGUGUGAUAUGAAAAUAGGAUUUUAUAAUUGUGAAAUAAUUAAAGAUAAUAUUUAGAAAGA
Messenger RNA from Patella vulgata (common limpet), 2535 nucleotides. Its product is annotated as aspartate aminotransferase, mitochondrial. Gene Ontology annotation, biological process: biosynthetic process; L-aspartate catabolic process. Bases 33 to 1316 code for a protein of 427 amino acids. The transcript is spliced from 11 exons. Lineage: Eukaryota; Metazoa; Mollusca; Gastropoda; Patellidae. Gene Ontology annotation, molecular function: pyridoxal phosphate binding; L-aspartate:2-oxoglutarate transaminase activity. Gene Ontology annotation, cellular component: mitochondrion. The record is from RefSeq and is a predicted model, not a curated record.